GGUGCUGCAUACGACUCCCAUGAGCGACAACCGCACUCCAAGUGUCUCCCAGGAACAAGAAUUGGCCUUCUUCGGUCGCUCAAGACGCUCUCCGAAGACCCAAGUCGAAAGAUCGUGUGGAUGGCUGGCGAGUCUGGGUCGGGAAAGACAACAGUUUUGCAUACAUUUGCAGAUGAGCUCCGCAGAGACGGGACGCUGGCGGGCACGUUUUUCUUUUCCAGAAAGCACACCAAGCGAAGC
Messenger RNA from Coniophora puteana RWD-64-598 SS2, 240 nucleotides. RefSeq lists its product as uncharacterized. The transcript has a single exon. Gene Ontology annotation, molecular function: ATP binding; kinase activity. The record is from RefSeq and is a predicted model, not a curated record. The annotation marks the transcript as partial. NCBI's taxonomy places the organism in Eukaryota, Fungi, Basidiomycota, Agaricomycetes, Boletales, Coniophoraceae.